Scaptodrosophila lebanonensis is the source of this 709-nucleotide messenger RNA. RefSeq lists its product as uncharacterized. The record is from RefSeq and is a predicted model, not a curated record. NCBI's taxonomy places the organism in Eukaryota, Metazoa, Arthropoda, Insecta, Diptera, Drosophilidae. Bases 2 to 694 code for a protein of 230 amino acids. The transcript is spliced from 2 exons.
UAUGCCGUUUUUGGAUGCCAAACGUAAGAGACGGGAGGCGUUUGUGAGGGAUCAGAGAAAGUGCCUGAGCCGGAUUCCAAAUAAUAUAAUGCAGGAAAUUUUGCGUAUGCGCGCUUUGGAGGGCUCGGGCGAUGAAAUAGACGUGGAAAUGCCGAUUCGGAUAAUGCGAUGGCUUCAACGGUGGUGGAAUAAUAUGGAGGAUCAGCGUCGACGACCGGAACAAGAGCGUUUCUACCGCAAAAAAUCGUGGACUCUCAUGAGAGCUGCCGACCCAGGAAGUAUGCCCAUAAAAAUGAACGGUCAUUUCCGCGCCUUGCACGGAUACAACAACGUCAACAAGAAAAAGAUCUGUAACAUUCUGAGAAUUAUUGACCACAACGUGGAAGCUCGCACCUUUUGGGAGCAAAAAGUGAAAACCAGGGCUCUUAGCGUGUACUUUUUCGUGCCCGAUGACAAAAAGCAACGCAUACAGGCCCAGAAUUGGCAUAAGAAGCUUCUGUAUAAUAGGUCGGUGGGAAUUGCCACUGCGGUGUGUCGUGAACGAUACUCCCUCUAUUUGAUGCCAAUGGAACCAGGAAAAUGGUAUAGCCAUGCCCUAAGAUGUGUAAACACCUCGGGACCGCGUCGUUUUCGCGUCCUAAAGAAAUGCCUUGCAUUGGUGAUGUUCCUUAAAACACUAACACAUGUUCAAUAAAAAAUUUAAAUUUAA